AUGAUGGGAUUAUCUGGCGUUCAAAGCCGCGGAGGCAAGUUCAGCUGGUUGGCCUCCAUGGGCUUGUAUCAAGAAAUGCUGGCACUCAAAGACCAGGCCAAGGGUACGGGCCUUGCACCCCAAUUUUCAAACCUUGCCUUUCUCAACGGACCUGCCCAUCCCAAGCUUCACACGCACUGGCCAGUGCUGCAGGAUGUGACGGUGCGGCACACACCUACUUUCAAGGCGUUUGAUGUGCUGGCCAAAGGUGACUUUCCUGCGCUUGUAUUUACACCAGAGGAACAAAGUGGUGGUUCUGCGCGCUCCAUCUCCAUCGCCACCAUAACGCUUCCACCCGCUGUGCCAGAAGUGCUCCACUUGCCAGUCGAAGAGGCCCACGCAUGCGCGCACAUGGUCAGGAGUCUUGGAUGGAUUGCGAUUGCAAAGCAUCACAGGGCUUUUGUGCGCCCAAAAGGAGGAGAGUGGGUUCAAACAUCGUCUCCCAGUACAAAGGUGCUCCUGCAGCGUCUCGGCAUCAGCGGGACACUCUACAAUCCAUUUGGUGAUGGGCACUGCGGCUUUCGUGCCGUUGCUCGAGCCAUUACUGGUAGUGAGGACGAUCAACAAUUCAUCCGCAACCGAUGUCACCAAAUUGUGCUGGAGCAUCCACAAGUGUGGAAGUUUAUCUGCCCAGAAUUGCUCGAGAUGAGCUCCAUAGCCACUCAAGAGCUCUUGUGGACAGACAAAAGGCCAGCUGAAUGGAAAUCCGGCUGGUUCAAGCGUCAUUUGCAUGCGGCUCUUGUGGCAUCUGCUUUCGAGUCAAUUGUGGUCACCAUUGGCCCACCUGAUCCACUGGGCCUUCCUCGCAUGCCAGAAGCAGAUGACAAUUUUUUGAUCCUCAAAGUAGAAGGCCCGCAACUAGGGUCUAGCUACGUUCCCUUGGCCAAUGCCGUCAUCACAUGGCCGAUAGUGAUUGGCUCUGCCAUCUCGCGUCAGAUCAUCUGUCUGAUUCUUCAAGGCGAUCACUUUUACCUUGCUGAGGCGCCAUCAGACAUUGUCUUCAGCUCAGAGCUCAGGAACAACCAGGUGCUUGAAGCUGCUCGCAUGCGUCUCCAUGAGCUUGCACGUACUGAUCAGAACGUCAUGAGGGCUCAAGUUGCGCAAGAUGUGUUUAUGGAGUCGGGCAAUUACAAGGUCUGA
Molecule: messenger RNA, 1179 nt
Organism: Ceraceosorus bombacis
Lineage: Eukaryota; Fungi; Basidiomycota; Exobasidiomycetes; Ceraceosorales; Ceraceosoraceae
Source: the annotation of a GenBank genome assembly